This is a messenger RNA of Fundulus heteroclitus (mummichog), 1299 nucleotides long. It is a transcript of the gene coq5, whose product is annotated as coenzyme Q5, methyltransferase. The transcript is spliced from 7 exons. NCBI's taxonomy places the organism in Eukaryota, Metazoa, Chordata, Actinopteri, Cyprinodontiformes, Fundulidae. Gene Ontology annotation, biological process: ubiquinone biosynthetic process. Gene Ontology annotation, molecular function: methyltransferase activity. The coding region runs from base 38 to 1012 and encodes 324 amino acids. The record is from RefSeq and is a predicted model, not a curated record.
GUCCAGGAAGAAGAGUCGGGUUGCGCAACUCGGCAACAUGGCUGCGUCCGUGAGGUUGUUGGUCCGUGGGCUGGCUCACAGAAGCGUUACCUUCGCUGCGGCCGGUGGCUCAUGCCGCUCGGGCGGCUGCUUGGCUCCGUCUUCCUCUCGCUGCGUCAGCGAUACAGCGGAGGACAGAAGCACUCACUUCGGCUUCGAGACGGUGCCCGAGGCAGAAAAGGCGAAGAGAGUAUACAAGGUGUUUGAGAACGUGGCGCAGAAAUACGACGUCAUGAACGACGCCAUGAGCCUUGGCGUGCACCGACUCUGGAAGGACAUGCUGCUGCACGUCAUGCACCCGCAGCCCGGCGCUCGGCUGUUGGACGUGGCCGGCGGAACGGGCGACAUUUCUUUUCGUUUCCUGGACUACGUUCGUUACCAGCAGGAGAGACAGAAGCGGCGAGCUGCGGGGUCCGUCCAGACCCCGUCGUGGCAGGACAUCUCGGACAAGUACCCCGCGGAGGAGGACAGACCUCAGGAGUCCAGGGCUGUCGUUUGUGACAUCAACAAGGAGAUGCUGAAAGUGGGCAAACAGAGAGCUGACGGCAUGGGAAUCACAUCAGGUCUGUCCUGGGUGGUGGGAGACGCAGAGGAGCUGCCCUUCGAUGACGACCAGUUUGAUAUUUACACCGUCGCCUUUGGCAUUCGAAACGUCACGCAUGUCGAUCAGGCCCUUCAGGAGGCUCUUCGUGUCCUGAAGCCCGGUGGCAGAUUCAUGUGCUUAGAGUUUAGCAAAGUGACCAAUCCUAUUCUUGCAAGCCUUUAUGACGCGUACAGUUUCCAAGUGAUCCCAGUUUUAGGAGAGGUGAUUGCUGGAGACUGGAAGUCAUAUCAGUAUUUGGUGGAGAGCAUCCGCAAGUUUCCUGAUCAGGAGGAGUUCAAAGGCAUGAUUGAGGAUGCGGGUUUCUGCUGUGUGCAGUACUUCAACUUCACAGGUGGAGUGGUGGCUCUUCACUCCGGUUUCAAGCUGUGAGCUGCACUCUGAUGUCUCCGUAGGAGGACAGAAGAAUGUCUGUCGGGCCGAUGCGUUACGGACCGAUUUCACACUCAGAGCCUCAGAGCGGCUCUUGGCAGAUGGCUCUGCAUACUGACAGCUAGGCAGAGGUCAGAGGAUGUAAUUUAUUGACUUUUCUGGAAAGAUAUCUUUACGUUUGUACUUAUAGUUGAACAGAUAACUCCAUAAUAAAAUUGUUUUCACUGCCUCCUGUGUACAAAUGUAUUUUUCUUUUGUCUCAUUUAAAUAAACAAAACUUUAUCUCA